Messenger RNA from Gryllus bimaculatus (two-spotted cricket), 5862 nucleotides. The record is from the annotation of a GenBank genome assembly. NCBI's taxonomy places the organism in Eukaryota, Metazoa, Arthropoda, Insecta, Orthoptera, Gryllidae.
CGUCGCCCAGCGCCAGCAGCCGCCGCCCCGACCCCGGCCUCGGCCCGCUCAGCUGAGGGGCGCCCCGCUCCCGCCCCCGCCCUCGCCCGCGCCAUCGCCUUCGCAGCCAUGAUGCGGCGCGAGCUCAUCCCUUACACGUCCAGCCGCGGCCUGCGCGCCAUGCCGCCCGCGCUGGGGCGGCGGCGCACGGCGUCGUGCCUGCGCACCGCGCUCUUCCUCUUCCUCGUCACCUUCGUGUGGCUGCAGCUGCACGUGGCGUCGCUGGGCGGCCGGCCCGCGCCCGACCCGCCGCCCGACGCGCAGGGCAACGACUCCGUCGCCGCGCUGCUCAGCAUGGUCCCGCAGGGGCUGCACAAGUACCUGACGCCGCGGCCGCGCAACGCGUCUGCCGCCGGCAACGCCAGCGACGCCGCGGCCGCCGCCGCCGCGGGCCCCGCGCGCCCACCGCUCAACAUCUCCGACAUCCGGCGCAACAUCGAGCGCUACAACGAGCAGCAGAGCGUGCUCAACGAGGACGCCUUCGGCCCGCUCACCAACGACUCCGUCGUCAUCGUGGUGCAGGUGCACACGCGCAUCACGUACCUGCGCCACUUGAUCGUGAGCCUGGCGCAGGCGCGCUACAUCGAGACGGUGCUCCUGGUGAUCAGCCACGACGUUUACGACGAGGAGCUCAACGAGCUGGUGCAGAGCGUCGACUUCUGCAAGGUCAUCCAGAUCUUCUACCCGUACAGCAUCCAGACGCACCCGCACGAGUUCCCCGGGGAGUCCCCGGGCGACUGCCCGCGCAACAUCCAGAAGGAGCAAGCUCGAAAAUUGAUGUGCAACAAUGCUUUAUACCCUGAUCUGUAUGGUCACUAUCGUGAAGCUAAGUUCACACAAACCAAACACCACUGGUGGUGGAAAGCAAACCGUGUUUUCAACCAGUUGGAAGUGACUCGAAAUCAUACAGGUUUGGUACUCUUCCUAGAAGAGGAUCAUUAUGUUGCUGAGGAUUUCCUUCAUGUUCUGCGCCUAAUGCAGCAAACUGCUCAUACUUCAUGUGUACAUUGCAACAUACUGUCAUUAGGUUCAUAUUUGAAGACCUACAAUUAUUAUGCUGACUCAAAAAAGAAGGACGGGGGCUCUGCCGUGGCCCAGAAAGCAGUGGGCCGACGUACCAGUGGCAACAACGUCGCCCCCUCAUGGGGCUUCCAGGUCCUCCCCACUCUGUACCAGCACUACCAGAAGGCAGAAGCAACACCAUGGAUUAGUUCCAAACACAACAUGGGGAUGGCUUUUAAUCGAUCAACUUGGGAAGACAUUCGCCGAUGUGCAGACUUCUUUUGUACAUAUGAUGAUUACAAUUGGGAUUGGAGUCUACAGCAUAUUUCCCAAGGCUGCUUAGCACAUCGUUUACAUGCUAUUGUAAUGAAAGGGCCUAGAGUCUUCCAUAUCGGUGAAUGUGGUGUGCACCAUAAGAAAGCCAACUGUGAAAGCACAGCAGUGAUCAGUAAAGUGCAGCAUGUACUGAAAUAUGCAUCCAAACAUCUGUAUCCUCCUCGGCUGACAUUGACAGUUACCACAACCACCAAGAAACAAAAGCUGAGGAAGGGAAAUGGUGGUUGGGGGGAUUUGCGUGACCAUCAAUUGUGUGUCAAUAUGACUCGCUCUGUGAGGUAGUUGCUAGCAGGCUAGGCUCUGCAUCAUGGACCAUAAAUUGGCAUCAGAGUCGCCAGUUGGCCUGUGAAGAGGCUGGCAGUCCUGGAAAGAUUUCAGUUCUGGGCUUAAUCUUGGAGAUUGAGCCAGAGAAACUUUAUCUAAAUAUUCCAUGCAUUAUUGCAGAUCUCUUUUUAAAAUAGUAAUUUUGUUACCAAAGCAAGAAACUGGACUUAACUGUAAUAUAUUAGUUCAAUAUGACAAUUGUGUUGGACUUUUGUAGGUGUAUAUGUGUAUGGUUCAUUAAGAAACUAUUCAUGUUUCAUGCAAGAUUACAUUGUGGCCAGAUUUGUACUCACUUGCCUCCCUAGGUAAGAAAAAAUUUAUUUAUUUCAUAUGAAAAAAGCAUUAUAACAAAUGCAUUGACAUACAUUUUACAAGUUUAUUGUUGAAUCUAGAUCAGGAUAAACACGUAAUAAGAGGGGAGGCAAUUGUUUCCAGAAAGCAAAAGUAAACAAAUACUUAUUUUACUUCUCAAAUUAGCCACCUUUCAGCGAGAAUUCUGCCAUCUCCAGAUUUUGCUACCAAAGCCUUUAUUUAAUGUCAGUCAGUGAAUUCAGCUUUGGGAAUGAUAAAACAUUUGAGAAUAAUUUGUGUGUGUCUAGCAACUAUUGUUAAGAAGUAUUGUCUUAAAGUGAAGGCUGACACACUUUUUGGAUAUAAUUUGUCAAAUUAGCUUUGACAAUAUUAUAUUUUGUGAUCUCCUCACUUGUAAUUUAUGAAGAACCAGCUAACAGAGAGAAUGCUAAAUGGAUUUGUUUCCAUGGACACAUAAGUGCAGCACACUUAUUUUAUCAUGAUUUUACAUUGCUUGAUGAAGCAGCUCAGUAACAAGUACAAUGAAGAAACAACAGAAACAGAAAUGAGUGAUGUGAUAAGGGGUUAAUACCUCCUUGCCCAGGAGAUACACUGUCCACAGUAACACAAAUUUCCAUUACAUGGUAUAUUGAUGAGUGUGUGUAUGCAAGUGUGCCUGUGAAAUUUCUCAGUUGACAUGAAAAAUAGCAGAUCUUGAUGUUCAAAGAAGUGAAUGAAGAAAAGUAAUUGACUGAGAAAGACCUUCGUUUAGAGCUUUUGGUCAUUUACCAAUUUCUCUUCAUGACAACCGAAGAGACAUUGCAAGAAUUCGCAUCCUGAUUUCUUUACCAUAUUAACUCAUCCCAGUAAAUUCAUGUUUAUUAGAUAAACCAAGACAGCUAUAAUGCAAAAUAUAUUCAUACUAUUCUUCGCAGAAUUGAUUAUAACAUUUUGUAAUACCCAGUUGCCUAAUAUUCAGUACACAUUUCCUUCAUUCUUAGGUGGUGUUACAAUUCUUCCUAGUGCACAAUGCAAAGAUCAGAGAUGGUGUAAAUAAAAAUGAGUUAAUAUGGAUUGCUUCUAUCUGUGUUGUAGUGUUGUGAUCAGUGUGAUACUGCUUUCUCUGCUUGGUGCAGUCAUCAGGCAUAAAGACAUGAAGUCAAUAUCUAUUUUUAUCCUAAGGCAAUUAUUUUGCCAGUUAUUAGCAAAUGAACUUUUGUAUAAUUCAGAUGACAGGUAAAAUCAGUGUCUUUUGAGUUCUGUGAUUUUUGUUUUGUCAAUAUUUAUAGUAUUUAAUAGAAUUAAAUUUGUUUAUUUCCUUUCCUCAUUUACAGAUAAAAGUUUGGUCUAGAAAAAAGGAAACUCAUGUUUUGAAUGAAAAGUAAAACUUUUCAGGAAGUGUUCACAAUUUCAGCUUGGCAUAGUAUUCUGUGAAAGUCAAAAGUGUUUCCAAUAAUUCUAGCUAGUUAUCAGAUAUUAACUGCUAGCAUUUCGUGAUAUUGUCAUUACCUUGAUGUUUCUUGUACAUUUACAAGAAAGAAAGACAAUUUUGUAUGUUAAUGAGCAAAUUAGUAGUGUUCUCUGUCCUGCAGUGUUCUAUAAAAUUAUUUUGUAAUAUGAAACUUAAGGCACAAUUUAAUGUUUCCAUGAAGAUGUGGCAUUACAAUACCUUUUAUUUGAAAAAUCGAAUGGUGCUAUCGGUAUUGAAUUUAUGUUAAUUAAUUUGUUAUAGUUUUCAUAAAAAAUUGUAUUAUUUGUUUUCUUAAUUUUAGUAAUAGGAACUAAAAAUAUUCUCUGAAGAAAGAAAUGGUAAGCAAUAUAUAUGGAUUGUAAAGUUAUUAUUGUGUUCAAAUUCUGUUUGAAAUGAUUUGGUCCCAGGCUCUGGACUUACUUUAUAAAUACAAUAUACUUUAUAUACUUGUCUUAGUAGUUGAUAUUGUUCAAAUUUUACUGUAUUUGGAUUAUUAAUUUUCAUUCACAACUAUUAAAAUAUUCACCCUGCAAGAGAUGUGGAUAAUUUGAAGUACUUUAAAAAAAACGAAAUUUUCUGUUGCUUCAAUAAAAAUUACUGUAAUGUAGAACCUGUGACUAAAGAAAAUAUUAUUUGCAGUGACUGGGACCUAUUUUGUAUUAAAUUUGCUAGUAUAUCAGUAUAAAUGUGAAUAAAUUGCCCAAUGAUCUGACAGUUCUUCAAACAAGAAUGGAACCAUAAGCUUUCUUGUAUUGAAAAAAAAACAGCAACAUAAAUUACAAGAGGUAUUUGGGUAUGUUGCUUCUGAGUUCCCUGGGACGUUGCAAGACUACCCAGAGCUUUCAGUGUCACUUAUUUGGGUGAUGUCAUACAUAAUGUAUGGUGUUACAAUGGUUUGGUGCUACAAUAAUACUACACAACAAGUUGUUGACAAUAGGUUUUGAGGCUCUUUGUUACUAAUGAGUAGUUUAUUUUUGUCAUUAAAUGAAUUUCAUUUUGAGCCUAUGCACAUAUUUAACAGUUUUCAUUAUUUCUCUCUUAUUGCUGUUGGUAAUGUUAUGUUUACUUAUUCUAGUCACAUAAAGCAUAAGACGGAAUACUAGUAGUAAGCAUUUAUAGAUUUUUUUAUUCUCUUCAAACUAAUCUUCAUGAUGUAAUGUGUGUCGAAUGUGUCCGAAUAGUUUAGCAAAUUCAAUCAAAUAUUUAAAAUAACUUACUAAGAUAUGUCAUAAAUGGUUUUGUUACAAUAAUAUACUAAAGAAAUAAAUUUCACUUACUACGGCAGAUAUUGAUUUCUAAAAAGAAUAGGAUAUUUAUUAUGUUGUGCCGCAAAUCUGUUAAUAUCAUCACAAAAUGUAUAAUUCUUUUCCAUUUUUCUCUAAAAAUAAGUAAAAUUCUGUACAUUGCAUUUGUUCAAUUCUCCUUUUCUCUAUUGUUAGUACAAAGUUGAUAAGUCUAAAGUGAAUUUUCCUUUACCAAGUAUCUUAAAAUUUGGAUAAAAUUAAAAAUUCAAUUAAUGCUUUAUAACAGUCAUAAACCUAAUCAAAUUUUCAUUAAUUAUAUGCAGGUCAAUUAUGUUCAUAAAGCAACAACUUGAAUUCUGGUUUCUGAGAACAACAUUCAUGGUAAACUACAAAAGUACACACAAAAAAUAACUUCAUUUAUUAAAAAGUCAUAUUUCCUAAACAGCAUUAAUUAGAUAUAAGCCUUGUUAAGAAAAUAAAAAAGUGCAGUGAAAUAUUUGAGACUACACCUCUGCGUAAUUACCAUAACAUCUUGUACCAAUUGAACCUUUCUUAAUUUUCUGACAGAAAAUUGUAAGUGAAAAACUGUCUAAGUAUCCAUUUCUAAUUUCCAGCACAUACAUAGUGGUCAAAUCAAAAGACACAUGACACACAGUAUCAAAAAGAGAGAAUAAAAGUGUUUUGUUCUUGAAUUUGUUUUGUUUUUACUUCGAAAUAAUAUGAGUUAAAUAUCAACAUUGCCCAACAUACCCCUACAUCCACAGUCAAUUUUAAUAUCUGUUUUUGAAGAAAGAAUUGGCCUAUUUAGUUGUUAAAAAUUCUAAUGAACAUAAAAAACACUAACAAAACUUUUUUGUUAAUAAUUCUUAAUAUUUGUUUGUAUAUUUCAGACCCACUAUGAUGUGUUGCUAUAAAUUUUAAACAAUGUUAUUGAAAGCGAAUACAAAGAAAACAUUUAAUUUGUAAAGAUAUUAUGGUUUAUGCAUGGAAAGCAACACUGUUUACACAUUCAUGUUUAUAUACUGAUGGAAAAUCUUUAAAGAGAACAAAAAGUGAAUACUCUCAUGAAUAAAAAUAAUUUUCUGUAAUUUGCAAGCUGGAGUUACUGAAAGAAAACAAAAACAAAAAGUGAACUUUUGGAUGGAGUGAUUAAAA